Toxorhynchites rutilus septentrionalis is the source of this 3596-nucleotide messenger RNA. RefSeq names its product protein PALS2 (gene vari). Lineage: Eukaryota; Metazoa; Arthropoda; Insecta; Diptera; Culicidae. The transcript has 10 exons. Bases 734 to 3001 code for a protein of 755 amino acids. Gene Ontology annotation, cellular component: cell-cell junction; plasma membrane. Gene Ontology annotation, molecular function: protein binding. The record is from RefSeq and is a predicted model, not a curated record.
UUGGGUGAAUUAACACGAAAAAUGGUUCCGAUCCUUGAGCGUAGAGACCGAGCGGCUGUUCCCGGUUACAAAUGACGUUGAUUGAUGGCUACUGAUAAGAUUUGAUGGUGUCGCUGUUGUUCGGUGGAAAAUAGAACGCACGUGGUCGUUAGUGUAAAUGUGGUGUACAGAAGUUUGCGUUUCUGAACAGAUGGUUCAUUUGGUUCAUUCAUUUGCACAAGUAGCAUGCCCGUUCUAACAGAGAUGUGCAAAAAAAAAACAAACUAAGGCCUCCAAUCGGCCAGCUAAGAGACCGUUCGUACACAUAUAUUAGCAUGUAUUUCGUGAUGGUACACAGCGGAGUUGCGGUUCGCCGCGCGCUGUGACGCUCCUCUAGAUUUGAUACCUCUUGAAAACUAACAAGUAGUGACUCAGAACAGGAAGAGUGAUUCGUGCGCGUGGUUCAUUCUUGCAGCCGGGCAACUGACCCAUGCGGGCGUUGUUUAGAAAGGGGAGUGCAGUGAGCGAAUGUGCAUGUAUCGCGUGUGCAUAAUUUUCGUAGUGCAUUGCGAAGAAAAAAAAAAACGGAAGAGAUAUUAGCUUUUUCUUUUCCAGUUCAGUGAACCGGCCGGCCGCUAGCAGAAUCGGAUUGUAGCUCUUGCACCUGCCACCUUGCAAGGUUGUUCAGUGUCCGCGGCGCAAGCAGAGAAAAUGUUUGUUUAGUGGAUUUUCCUCGAAUCAGUAAGCGGUGAAUAUGGUUCAAAAGUACGAGAUUCGGGAAAAGGAAUCGCGUAAAAGUGUCGGAUUUAUCGAUAGUUUCAAAUCGUUUUUCGGAGGAAACAGGAAAGCGAAGCCUCCGAGAGAGCCAAGCGGAAAUGCUCCUAUUGCGUAUCCCGAGAGCAGUGAACCAUCCUCGCUGGUUAGUACUGUGGAGGAGAACAACAAUAACAACUGUAGAAACUGUGCUUCUGUUUUCAUAUCAGUUCCGGACGAUGUGAACCGUUAUGAGAUUAGGAAACCUUUGAAAACGAAAUCGUUGAAGGCAGUGGUUUCAGCGCGAACUAGCCGCAGCAAACCGGUACGCAGACGGUCUUUCGGACGACGAAUCAAUAAUUUGUGGACUAACUUUGGCCUGCUGAGGAGCUCCGAGAAGAUUGUUGAAUUUGCAAGCGGUUAUGCUGCUUUUCAACACGUUCGUGAAAAUUUGGAAGAUCUGAAUGGAAAAUCGGAAGCGAACGAAACCGAUCUUGUGUUCCUGCAAGGGAUUCUAGAAAAUCCGGCAGUUACCCAAAUAAUAAAGAUCCAAGACAAAUUAGAGGAAGUCUCGCCCCCGCUCAAACCAGUCCGGCUGAACAACGUCUCUCUGCUGCGGGAAGUGGUCGAUCGGUGUACGUUGUCGCGGAACCCAAAUGCUCGGGAACUAGCGCGAAUAUUUCGCUAUCCCCACUUCCGUGCCCUGAUCCACUCCCACGACGAGGUCGGCGAGAUAACGCUAGCGAAGCUGAGUAAUCCUCCCAGCGAACGAAGUGACGGUAAAACACCUGCGUCUCCCGGUGGCAGCAGCGGAUCGGAGCUAGACGGAUCGCUGACAAACUCAGUGACCACGGCCGGGAACGGAAUGCCUGGGGAGACCAUCAAAAUGGUUGGGAUUCGGCGGAAUCCCAACGAACCGCUCGGUCUGACGGUUGAGGUCGACGAACACAACCAGCUGAUGGUGGCCCGAAUCAUUGCCGGCGGGAUGAUCGACCGGCAGGGACUGCUGCAUCCGGGCGAUGUCAUAUUGGAAGUGAAUGGCGUACCGGUGGCCACGCCCGAAGAUCUACAGACCGAGAUAUCUCGGGCGAAGGAAUCCGUGACGCUGAAGAUUGGACCCAGUCUGGAGGAGGAGAUGAAAUCCGCCCGGAUUGUGAUGGCCGGUGGACAGGUAAAAAGUGGGAAAAAUUUAGAGACGGGGAAGAAAUUGACGUGUUACAUGCGCACGCUGUUCGAUUACGACCCGGCGGAGGACAACCUACUGCCCUGCCAGGACAUAGGAUUACCAUUCCAGCGCGGUGAUAUACUGCAGAUCAUCAACGUGAAAGACCCCAACUGGUGGCAGGCUCGUCACGCCGGCGAAGAUGGCCCCAUCGGGUUGAUCCCUUCCCAGGAACUGGAAGAGCGUCGCCAGGCGUACGUACCACCGGAGGCGGAUUUCGUGCAUAAGAUAAGCAUAUGCGGCACGAGGAUUUCCAAGAAAAAGCGCAAAACUAUGUACAAAACCAAGCAGAACGGCGAAUUCGAUAAGGCUGAUUUGAUGCUGUACGAGGAGGUCACGAAAAUGCCACCCUUCAAGCGGAAAACCUUGGUACUGAUCGGGGUGUCGGGUGUUGGGCGACGGACGCUCAAGAAUCGGCUGAUCAACAGCGAUCCGGACAAAUUUGGCUCAGUGUUACCUCAUACUACCCGUCAACCGAGGCCUCUGGAGGAAUCCGGUAAGGCCUACUGGUUCACCGACCGGGAAACUAUGGAGCAAGAAAUCAAGGAAAAUAAAUUCCUAGAGUUUGGAGAGCACAAUGGAAAUCUCUACGGGACACAUCUGGAUUCCAUCAGGGAUAUUAUUCGACAAGGAAAAAUGUGUGUUCUCGAUUGCGCACCAAGUGCGCUGAAAAUCCUGCAUAAUAGUGCUGAAUUCAUGCCAUACGUAAUAUUCAUCGCAGCGCCCGGAAUGGAACAGUUGAAGUUGCUCUACUCGGAACGCAGGUCCGGUCAGGGUUCGAUGAAAAGCUUACAGUUUGACCGCCAGAGCUCAAUCCGCUUCAGCUCCCGUCGAGCAAAAACACUGGAAUCACUGGCAUCCCUGUAUGAGGAUGAUGACCUAGUCUCGGCCGUGGAGGAAAGUGCCUUGCUGCAGAGGAAGUACGACAAGUAUUUGGACAUGGUGAUCGUGAACGAGGACUUCGACGUGUCAUUUCGGGCCGUGACCGACGCGCUGGAUGCCCUCAGCCACGAGCAUCAGUGGGUGCCCGUCAAUUGGAUUUACUAGGGCCACACGGCGCCAAGAGAGGGCAAUCGUGUAACCCGGAUAGCGAAAGUGAUGUGUUCAAAGUCGCAACAUACUGAGCCAUAUGUGCAUGCAUUAAACGGUACCAUUUUAUCAAAGCCUUAUUGUCAAAUAUCAGCGAUUUACGCCGCAUCGGACGCAAAAUCAACGCUUCGCAACGCAUACAUCGUACUAUUGCAGAAACAAAAAGUAAUCAUUAAAUAGUCGUCUAUCGAUAAUCAGCAGGAGCCUUUUAAAAUCGAGCAUAGUAUAUUUAGAGAUCUAGGUAGACUUAGGCCAUUCAGGAAAUAUGAUUGUUUCGUCCAUUAAUUUUAAUUUCGUCUAAGAGUUUCAAAAGAUGGCAUGAUCCAUAGCCCACAGUAUGAUUUAUUUUAAUGUUCUGAAAUUUCAAAUCACUAUUGCAGAGUUGGAUAGUUUAGGACAUGCGAUGAACUGUUCUAGUUGAGUUGCCUAUAUCCAGAGUACCCAAUGUUUUAACAUCAUUUAUAACUGUUAAGUUGUUUUAAAAACUAUCUGUUGUAGGAAUUCAUUGAAUUUAUCGAAACAUUAUUACGAAAUAAAGUACCAUUCAAAUACA